AUGACGAUCGAGGAAGGCGAUUAUAAAGAGGAGGAGCAGAGCAGCCCGAUCAAAAUGCAGGCUAUGCAGCGGGAUCUUCUGAACCUCCAGCCUCUGGAGAACCCAUCGGAUGAUACCAGAGCCUCGCAGGCUUUCAUUUUACUUGGCCACGGUGAAGCGGAUGAAAGGAUGCCGGUAGGGCUGGGGUGGGGCGCGGCGCGGGUGAUGCGAGAUGCUGGGUACGACGUGGAGUGGAAAUACUAUGAAGACCAGGGACAUUGGUACAAGAUUCCUAAUCAGAUUGAUGACAUCGUCAGUUUCACCAUACAUAAGUUUUGGUGGGAGAGUGCUCUAUUAGACUUAGCCAGCUUGAUCCUGGUAAAGGUGGAUCGAUUGUGA
Molecule: messenger RNA, 378 nt
Organism: Fusarium odoratissimum NRRL 54006
Lineage: Eukaryota; Fungi; Ascomycota; Sordariomycetes; Hypocreales; Nectriaceae
Exons: 1
Coding region: 1-378 (125 amino acids)
Biological process (GO): proteolysis
Molecular function (GO): serine-type peptidase activity
Source: RefSeq, a predicted model, not a curated record